Messenger RNA from Phanerochaete carnosa HHB-10118-sp, 1340 nucleotides. RefSeq lists its product as uncharacterized. The coding region runs from base 19 to 1176 and encodes 385 amino acids. The transcript is spliced from 3 exons. Lineage: Eukaryota; Fungi; Basidiomycota; Agaricomycetes; Polyporales; Phanerochaetaceae. The record is from RefSeq and is a predicted model, not a curated record.
CACCAUUACCGUGAACAGAUGUUGUUGUCAAAUUCUCCAAGAUUCAUAAAGCUCUCCGAAGACGAUCUCGAUAUUGUCUUCAGCAUUCUACAGGAGGAUCGCAUUGCCGAAUGGGACACGCUCAGGCUAUUUGGACCCGCGCAUAGAACACUAAUGGCAUGCGCAUCCAUGUCCCGCUCCUGGCGAGUCCUCGCCCAGCGCCAUCUCUUCCGCGAUCUGGUCCUCACAUACGGCGUUGUCAUCGCCGAAAACUGCAACGGCAUGAGACAUACCGCCUGCUCAGGAUAUGGGUGUUCCUGCCACUUAAAUGAACGUACUGGCGCACGGAGAGGGCUCUCUGCGUUCCACCGGUUUCUCGUAGAGUCUCCGCACAUACGUCGGUACGCACGCAGUCUGAGGAUCAGAGCCUCCCCGCGAGUUCAUGAACGCAAAGAGAUGGAUGCAGCCUUGCUCUCUCAAGUGUUGGCCGAGCUUCCAGGACUCAAUGAUCUGUACUUAGAGGAGACCAGCCUGCUACUCUCACGGUCGGUGCGUGCGCAAACUUCGCCACCAACAGGAAUCCUCGCAUUGGAGCGGUUGACACUGACCUUUCAACACGCGCGAAGCUUUUAUCAGGACUCCGUCCCUCGCAUCCUCGCCCAAUGCCACCGCGUGCAGCAUAUCCGCCUGCUUGGCAUGGUUGGCUGGAACGGGUCGCCCACGCCGGGUCGUACCUCUAUGGGGCCUCCAGAACCCCACCUAGAAGUCGAAUCGGUCGAUAUUGAGAUCUCUAAGCCACCAGGCGGCAAAGUCUUCAAGUACCUGGCGGUCGCCACACAGCGGUUGCGGUCAAUACAGGUCAACAAGAUCGCCCACCCGGAAGUGAUGGAUGACUUGCAGGCGUUGCUCGAUGCCACCCACGCUAAACUCGAGCGCUUCGUAUACGGAGACAUGACCGCCGACCAGUCAUGGGAUAAAGGCCCUGACCUCUCUCGCUGCACGAACCUCGUAUCUGUCGAGAUCAUCCUGGAUUUGGGCUGUAUUACCACCGGACAAGAACUGCAGCAUGUCAUUAACCCGAUGUUAUCGAGUCUGCAAAAGAGCCCUCGAGACAAGCUACGACGGAUCACGCUGCGGACUGCCAGUUCGACGAGAUACUGUGGGCAUUGCACGAGCAUUGCGGCCUCGAACAGGUGAUGAUCAGGCUAGAUCUUGCGGCGCGUUGGCCCGAUCUUGCGACCGAGAAUUGCAGGCUUUUUGAGAGUGUGCUUCCUCGAACAGCGUGUUCUGGCAUUCUGUGUAUCCUUACUGUGUAGUUUAUCCGAUAAACACGUAUUUCAGCAAGUCUCUUAUCGUCAUUU